AUGAUCAACCAUAAUCUUCGAAGGGGGGAUGAGAUUGAGCAGAACUAUGAUAAAAACAAUGAGGGAAAUAAUGAAGAGGGAAAAAAUAACGUCGGAAAACUGCCACAGCUUGUGGCUGUCUACGGGAUCCCCCCAAAAAACCAAACAGGAAAUACACGCUAUUGCAGAAGUCAUUAUGGAUCCUCUGCAAUAUAUCGUCACGGAGAAACAAGGCUAGAGCACUCGAUACAACAACAUCCCAGAGGCGAUGGCUUUCUAGAUCUUGCAAAUCCUCCACAUCCCGAAGUCCAUAGGAAUCGCGGACUGGUGAGAUUGAUACCGGAUUCGGAACUGCUCACCUUUACGUACGGUGAUUUGACGCCAGACAGUAUCUUCGUCGAUGGCGGUGGGGACGGCCGAACAUCUGUGAAGGGUCAUAAGAAGAAACGCACGGGAAUUAGCGCCCAUAUGAAGUUCAUCAAAGAGACAAUUGCAAAGAUGGGGGAGGCAGCCGGGGUGAUGAAGAAACCAGCGGAUGUUAGUCAGUUACGGCACCAACAGGAGAAACUUACGGAACGGCGAGAAUUGUAG
Pseudomassariella vexata is the source of this 570-nucleotide messenger RNA. RefSeq lists its product as uncharacterized. Lineage: Eukaryota; Fungi; Ascomycota; Sordariomycetes; Amphisphaeriales; Pseudomassariaceae. The record is from RefSeq and is a predicted model, not a curated record. The transcript is spliced from 3 exons. The coding region runs from base 1 to 570 and encodes 189 amino acids.